This is a messenger RNA of Durio zibethinus, 702 nucleotides long. The record is from RefSeq and is a predicted model, not a curated record. NCBI's taxonomy places the organism in Eukaryota, Viridiplantae, Streptophyta, Magnoliopsida, Malvales, Malvaceae.
UCUUCUUUCAAACCAUACAAAAACAAGCUUCCCUCCUUACACCUUCUGUUUAAAAUCCUCGGCAGCUACUGAACGGCAACGUUUUAAAGGCCUCGGCAAGGUUUUUUUUCUCCAACCAUUUCCAUAAGAAUUGCUUACUAGUAGACUGUCUUUGUUGGCUUUGCUAGAAAGAAUGAUUUGGUUUGUUGGUGACAGAAAUGGAGAUUGCAGGCCAGCACCAAAGAUUAUUACUGUGCUCAUGUGGUGAAAGAGUUAAACCAAACUCCUUUUAUCCGUUGUAUUCUGGGUUUCUCUCAUUUAUGAAUAUUCCAAACUUAUUCUCAAGUUUGAACUGCAGGGGUGAAACGUUGUCUUCCAUUUCAAAAAUGUAUGGCGUGUCCGUUUAUUCAAUUGCAGCAGCUAAUGAGGACAUAGCGGACAUUGACCUUGUUUUCAAAGGACAGCUCCUUAAAAUCCCUGCUCCUUCCCUGUUAGAUACUCAACUUGAUCAGGCCAAGAAUAGGUUAUGGCAUUCAUCCGUGCACUGAAAACUCCUUCACAGAAAAAAUUUUCCACCAUGCUAACAUCAAAUGCUUUAUCAAAUGUAAGCCCGUUUAUAAAAUGAUCACAAAGUUAUUGAUGAUUUACUAGUGUUAGCAAGCUCAAUACGCUUUCCUCACUCUAUCAGCAGGCUAAAGUCACUGGUUAUUUUUUAGUUCUGGU